AUGGAUGAAUUUAUCGAGUUGAAAAAAGACGAAAUUUUUUUCUUGUUCCAAUCUCAGGAAACAAAAUAUUCUUCAGAGAAAAUAAAAUGGGAAGCUGCACUGAAAUGGGCUAAACAAAGUCGUCGUCAUAACAAUUUUUUUCCAGACUUGUUUGAGUUGCUAAAACUUCAGGAUUUUUCUGAGAAUUUUAUUGAACAAACAGUCAGAAAUGAACCUUUGGUUAAAGAGUCGCAUAAGUGUAAAGAUUUAUUGCUUGGUCUUGUUUAUGCCAGAGACGCUGUUGAUAAACUUGUGCCACAUAUUGCUGUCUCAACAAAGACUGGUAUAAAGGCUCUGAAUCUUCAAACAAAUCAAUGGUCUAGUUUACAGUCAGAUUAUAAAGUUGGCAUUCAUCUUGUCAAUGUUGAGGAACGAUUGUAUGCUUCUGAUGGGAAUGAAUUAUCUUUGCUACUAAAUGGUCAAUGGAUCAAGAAGUCCAAGAUUGAAAGGAAGAGUGAUGAGAACGAUAAGAUGGUUUAUUUCAAGGGUGGAAUUUAUAUUAUCGGCCGUGAUCAGCAUACAUUGCGAUAUGACAUUGCCAAAGACAGAUGGGAAAAGGAUUUGCCUUCAUGUCGUCUUGAUUAUGGUUUUCAAGCCGCUGCCUCUGAUAGGUUUAUAUAUGCGAUGGGAGGUUCGUUAACAGAAAAAGAAGUAAAAGUAUACGAUCCUGGCACAAAGAAAUGGUCUUCCCUGCCACAGAUGAUUUAUGAAACAGCAGAUGGUGCAGCAGUCAUUUUUCAACGUAUGGUUUAUGUACUGGGUGGUUUUGAUGGAGAGGGUUUUAACAACCUUGUUCAAUGUUAUAACCCUGUUGUUCGCUCAUGGACGAAAAUUGCAAAAAUGAAGAUGAAUAGAAGUUGGUUCAGUGCAUGUGUUGUUGAUAAUAAAAUGUAUGCAGUCGGUGGUACUCAAGGUGGAGGCCUGACUAAGGAUUCUAUUGAAACAUUCAAUGAGGAAACUGGUGAAUGGGAAAUAGUCUGUGAAAUGAAUUGGACUGAGCUGGACUGUGUUUAUUGUUGUAACUAUGCUCAAUAG
Styela clava is the source of this 1074-nucleotide messenger RNA. RefSeq names its product kelch-like protein 26. Gene Ontology annotation, molecular function: protein binding. Lineage: Eukaryota; Metazoa; Chordata; Ascidiacea; Stolidobranchia; Styelidae. The record is from RefSeq and is a predicted model, not a curated record. Gene Ontology annotation, cellular component: membrane.